Molecule: messenger RNA, 1575 nt
Organism: Musa acuminata AAA Group (dessert banana)
Lineage: Eukaryota; Viridiplantae; Streptophyta; Magnoliopsida; Zingiberales; Musaceae
Product: peroxisomal (S)-2-hydroxy-acid oxidase GLO4-like
Exons: 12
Coding region: 138-1232 (364 amino acids)
Molecular function (GO): FMN binding; oxidoreductase activity
Source: RefSeq, a predicted model, not a curated record
UCGGAGUCGGUGAAGCGGAUGUGAUAAGGUUGGUGGACAGCCAUGAAGUCCCGACAAGCACAUGUAAUUUCUCACAUUGCUGAGCUGCUGUCUCUCGUCGACGACUCUCUUCCAUCUUCAAUCUCAAGAAAUACACCAUGGAGGAUGGCCCAGUGAAUUUGAGGGAGUUUCAAGAGCUUGCCAAGCGAAAUCUGCCGAAGAUGUACUAUGACUACAUCAGUGGAGGAGCAGAAGACCAAUUCACCUUACGGGAGAAUGUGGAAGCAUUUCAAAGAAUCAUGUUAAGGCCAAGAAUUCUUGUAGAUGUUAGCAAAAUAGAUAUGUCAACAACAUUGUUGGGGUAUAAUAUGUCGUCACCUAUCUUGGUUGCACCCACUGGGAGUCAGCAAUUAGCACAUCCUCAAGGAGAAUUGGCGACGGCAAGGGCUGCAGCAGCAUGCAACACAAUAAUGGUACUGUCAUUCGCAUCCAAUUACUCUCUCGAGGACGUUGCUUCCACUUGCAAUGCUGUUCGCUUCUACCAGUUAUAUGUAUUCAAGAGACGAGAUGUUUCAGCGACACUAUUGCAAAGAGCCGAGAGAAAUGGGUAUAAGGCCAUUGUUGUAACAGUCGAUACCCCGAGGCUUGGAAGAAGGGAAGCAGAUGAAAAAAACAAGAUGAUUAUACCAAGGAAUUCGAACCUUGAAGGUCUGAUGUCAGUAGAUGCCGAUCUAACAGGUGGCUCUAAACUUGAGGCCUACGCAUCUGAAACUUUGGAUCCUUCUUUGAGUUGGAAGGAUAUCGAAUGGUUAAAAUCCAUCACAAAAUUGCCAAUUAUAUUGAAGGGUAUCAUCACUGCAGAAGAUGCUAGAAAAGCAGUAGAUGCUGGAGUAUCUGGGAUCGUCGUCUCAAACCAUGGUGGUCGCCAGCUUGAUUAUACACCACCUACAAUAUCUGUCCUCGAGGAGGUAGUAAAAGCUGUUUCAGGAGCAGUUCCUGUACUGCUCGAUGGAGGAGUUCGUCGUGGAACAGACGUGUUCAAGGCCUUAGCACUCGGUGCCAAAGCUGUAAUGAUCGGAAGGCCUGUGGUUUAUGGCCUUGCGGCGAAUGGGGAGCAUGGAGUAAGAAGCGUGAUCAAGAUGCUUCAGAAUGAAUUGGAGCUUACCAUGGCCCUUGCAGGCUGCCCCACUCUCAGGGACAUCACCAGGAACCAUGUCAUGAUCAACCACGAGAGGCCGAGAUCGCUGCUAUGAAUUGUGUACCACGCAUCUGAACAAGGUGGAUUAAAGUUCAUCAUGUUCAGAUUUGUGGUCAUAAAUGUUCAUUAUGAUGGAUCAUAAGAUGCCGAGAUCACUGCUAAUUGUUGUCUUGUUGUUCCAAUAAUGGAUGUUAUCACUCUUCUGAGUUCUAUUUAGGGCUCGGCCCUUGUGAUUUCGAACUUGGAUUCUGUCGAUGGUCGACACAGAAGGUUCCUGAGUUAAUUACGCUUGGAUGUUGUUGUCUUAUAGAUGUAAUCUGUCUGGCUGAGUGGAGUUGCUAUUGGUUUGAACAUAUGCACUUCAACAAAUCAAUGCUACUACAAGUUCAACUCUGCAA